AUGCCUCGCACAGUCGAAUCACAACCGCCGAGCUCAUCUGAAGAGCCUGUGUUUGCGCAAUUCUCGGGUGAAGACCUCGUGGUUGGAGGGGGUGUGGCGAUCUUCCACAUUGCAUCGACGCGCGUCGUGAUCUGCAGCGCGCCGCGCAAGAAUGGGAAGAUAUCCUACUUCCUGCCUAAAGGGCGGCGGGACGCAGGAGAAGACAAUCGCACGGGCGCCGAACGGGAGGGCUACGAGGAGUCAGGCUAUCGCAACCGCCUCCUCCCACUGCCCACGUCACACCGCCAACCCCAAGCCCACCCGCGCGUCGCCUCGCCACCGCUCACUGCGGAGCCUGUCUGGAUGCAGCUAAUGCCGCUUGGCUAUUACAACAUGCAGUAUGUACUGUACUGGUAUAUUGCCGAGACGCUGCCGCCAGAUCUGGAGGACGAGUUGGAGACGGAAGUAGGUGGGGUAUAUAGACCGCCGCCAGCGUAUCCCAAUGGUCUGACGCUGAAGGAGAGGGUCAGACAGGAGCCGAGGGAGUAUGAGCCGAGGCACCACGAGGGAACAGGUGUUGAUGAAGAGGAGGCGGCGUAUGAUAGUCAUCUCGUGAGUGUCGAGGAGGCGGUGAGGAAGCUAGGAGGGCGGGGAUCGGUGAUGGCUGAUGUAGUGAUGCGAGGGUGGAAGGGUAUACAAGACCGGUUUGCCAUGGAGGAAACGCACGAUGCGACAACACAAAGUCCUGAAGUGAUGCACUAA
Messenger RNA from Didymella exigua CBS 183.55, 741 nucleotides. RefSeq lists its product as uncharacterized. The transcript is spliced from 2 exons. NCBI's taxonomy places the organism in Eukaryota, Fungi, Ascomycota, Dothideomycetes, Pleosporales, Didymellaceae. Gene Ontology annotation, molecular function: hydrolase activity. The record is from RefSeq and is a predicted model, not a curated record. The coding region runs from base 1 to 741 and encodes 246 amino acids.